UCGGACCGAACGCGCCAGCGGCAGAUGCGUCUCCUUCUCCAUAUUUAAAAAUCAAUCUGCGCCCCACUCCCGGCUCCGGAGCCAAACUCAACCAUCCCGGGCUGCACAAAGCCAGAGGCGCGCCGGGGCGUUUGCACCAGGGACAGGCACCGAGUGACCCGCCCGCCCCAGCCCGGCCGCGGCGCCUGCUCUGCCUGGAUGUGGCUCGAGCUCGGGGCCGGGCGCGCGGGGCGGGGGCCCUGGAUUAUCUGCGGCGCCUCCCGCCCCAGCGGAGCCGAAAGUUACUCGGAGCCGCUUUCCUCGCGGCCGGCGUCACCCCGGGGCGGGAGCUUUUCUGCCGAGCCGCGGCCCCGCGCGUCCCUCCCGCCGCCCAGACCCGCGCGUCCUUCCCACCUGCUGUGGCCGAAGCGGCUGCCGGGGCGGCCGGGCCGCGCUCCCGGAGACAGACGCGCUGCGCUCCCCCCGCCGGGGACCCGCUCUCCAUUCGCGAGGGCAGCGGCGGAGCUGGGAGCGAGUUAUCAACAGAUUGCGGGGCUGCGGCGCCGGCCGAAGUCUCCGGGCUUGGUGCGGCAGAAUGAGGAGCUGCCCGCCUGGAGGAUCAAUCAUGCAGGCCUCUGGGCAGCAUUCAGCAGCAGCAACUCCACGAGUGCUCGAUGGAAAACCGCGGACAGCAGCCUUGCCAAGCGGACGCCCAGGGCCGACCACUGCAGCCCCUCCAGCCACGUUCUCCAUCAGGGCAGCCUCCUGCUGGCUUUGGCACUGCAGGCAGCACACCAGCGAGGGGUGGGGCUGUGGGCCACGAAGCGUCAUCCAUGGACAUGCCAUGAAGGGUUAUUCUUCUUUUGACUUUUUCUGAUGGUUUAAAACUGUAAGAACACGCAGCUCACAGUCCACACGGAAGCAGGCGUGUGGCUCCUGCCUCACUGUGGGAGGAAAGAUGAUCUCAGAAGAAACGGCUGGGUUUGCGGAGGGGUUUGUGGAGGGCUGGGCAGUCUGAACGCAGCCCAUCUGGCCUUGGUGGAGGUGGGGCUGGCACAGGGGGGUGGGGGCAGUUCUUCCUGAUGCAAAUCCUAAUGCCUUCAGCACUGACCUUCCAAAGAAACAGCUGCCGGAUGCCGCCUGACAGCAACGAGAGCCCCGCUUCUGAGGCGCGCGACUCUCGAGGGCUUUGUUGUUUAUUUGGCACCCGAGGCCCAGGCUCACAGGAUCUCGGGUGCACGGGACCCCCCAGCCCUUCCCACUGCUCUGCGAUUCUGCCUCCUUUCCGGAAAGGUCAGUUUGGGGUUCCAUUCUGGGAGGGGCCAGGCCGCCACCUGGCCUCAUUAACUGGGGAGGCCACACGGACCUCCUCCGAAACGCUGGGGCCGUGGCCGAAGCCUUGCCUCCCGCCAGGGACCUUCGGCCCUCUUAGUAGUGGAUGUGAGCUUCCUCCCUCUGAGGGGACGUCCUGGUGGACAUGAGGUAUGGGGCGCCCGUGGGUGGCCGCCUGCUCCUGCCACAGUCCCUCCUCGGGGCCUGAGCUGCGGCUGCUGCCUCCCUAGGGAAGGAACAAUGGGGGCUGGGCCUGCCCCUACCCAGAGAGAGAGGGCCCUGUUGCCUGCAAGGCCUCAGCCAGGGGACCACGUUUCUCUGCAUCUUGUGGCUUUGGGAUCUGCAGGCUGUUUGUGGGAGAACAGGAAACAGUCCCAGAGGUGACGCUGCCUCAUGCAGGUUAACAGAGUUGGAGGUCAGGCUGACACCUGAGGCUCAGGACGGUGACGGGUGCCUUCCCUCGCCAGGGGUGAGCCCCCAGCCCCAUCUUCCCUCGCCAGGGGUG
Molecule: messenger RNA, 1816 nt
Organism: Nomascus leucogenys (northern white-cheeked gibbon)
Lineage: Eukaryota; Metazoa; Chordata; Mammalia; Primates; Hylobatidae
Exons: 3
Coding region: 199-846 (215 amino acids)
Source: RefSeq, a predicted model, not a curated record